Messenger RNA from Benincasa hispida (wax gourd), 1295 nucleotides. RefSeq names its product cytochrome c oxidase copper chaperone 1-like. The record is from RefSeq and is a predicted model, not a curated record. NCBI's taxonomy places the organism in Eukaryota, Viridiplantae, Streptophyta, Magnoliopsida, Cucurbitales, Cucurbitaceae. Gene Ontology annotation, cellular component: mitochondrial intermembrane space. Gene Ontology annotation, molecular function: copper chaperone activity; copper ion binding.
GAAUUGGAUUUAAGUGUUUGAAUAUCAUUCUGAACUCUUAGAACUCGUUUGUUGUUAUGUUUGGGUAGAUUUCUAAGUAUUCGAUUACGGUUCAACAAGGUUAAACACAUUUCGGACUGGGCAAUUCUCUCUGAUCUCUGUUGAAAAUUGCCUUAUUUCUGCGACCCUGAUUUUUCCUUCGUCUCACUUAUUUCUUUAUUUUGUUUAUCAGAGAAUCAGUCCAAGUGAUCUAAGGCAAUUCUAUUUUAAUUCCUAGCUUAUAGGAGUUAUUUUUAUUGAUGGAACAACUUCAAUCAUAUUUAUAUUUGUAGAUUUAAUUGGGGACAAGGCAAUGACUUUGUUUGUUUGUUUGUUUUCCCCCAAAUUGUUCCCUCCCUUAGAUUAACCAAUACCAUAACUUAUGAUAUGUUGAAUUUCCUGAAAAUAGCAGUCUAUAUGCUUUGUAUUUCUAGAUAAUGUUGAGGGUAAUACAUGGUUUAAAACGUGGAUGACUUAGAACCUAAAGAUUCUCACUUUUAGCUACUUUUAUAUAUAUAUAGUAUAGAUAUAAAAUUCUUUUGAAUUGCUUUGCUUAGAUGCUGUCUAAAGCUCUAUUCUUCCGUCUUUCUUCGACGCUGGGGUUUUAGAGGUUCUUUCGCCUGUGGGUUCGAGAAGCCUCCACUUUUUCUCUGCUUGCUUUUUUCCAUUUUGCUACGAGAAUUUUCGCCUUCUUUUUCAGGAUUUCCUUUCCCUUUUCUUCAGACUGCAUUCCUUGAGAAAUUGCGACAUGGGUGGUUUACCUGUUGUAAACUCUUCAUCAGCCAUAGCUUUGCCGGAGUCGAAACAUGACCAAGGGGCAGCAGUGGUGAAGUCUACCCCAGAUGGAAAACCAAAAAAGAAGAUCUGUUGUGCCUGUCCUGAUACUAAGAAGCUAAGAGAUGAGUGCAUUGUGGAGCAUGGUGAAGAAGCGUGCGGAAAAUGGAUUGAAGCUCAUCGUAAGUGUCUUCGUGCAGAGGGAUUCAAUGUCUGAACUUGAUAACCUAAUAAAAUGAAAGAUUUUCUUUUCUGCUAGUCUACAAUUUAACUAUCUGAGGGAUACAGUCAUACAGAUACCAGAGAAUUGAGAAAUAAAGUGAGAGAGAGGAGGUAAAGGUAUAGCCAAAGCUGCAGGGCAGUAAGUACAAUUUGGCUGUGUAUUUUUGUAGGCUCGGACCUUUUUUAUUGACUUACUGUAUUAAUUUCCUCAUGUUAUUCCAACUUUCUUCUUUAUUUUGAUGCCCAUUAGAUCAUCAAUAUCAUGUCAUAUGUUCUAAAUA